Molecule: messenger RNA, 666 nt
Organism: Syzygium oleosum
Lineage: Eukaryota; Viridiplantae; Streptophyta; Magnoliopsida; Myrtales; Myrtaceae
Product: 60S ribosomal protein L35-like
Exons: 4
Coding region: 102-473 (123 amino acids)
Biological process (GO): maturation of LSU-rRNA from tricistronic rRNA transcript (SSU-rRNA, 5.8S rRNA, LSU-rRNA); translation
Cellular component (GO): cytosolic large ribosomal subunit; ribosome
Molecular function (GO): structural constituent of ribosome; mRNA binding
Source: RefSeq, a predicted model, not a curated record
UAUAUUGGCAAACCCUAGCGACUCCAUCACCCUCCCCACCCAUUUUCGCUCACCGUCGCAGAGAGGCCGGCCGCCAUUGAAGCUCAGGCGAAGCAAUAGCAAUGGCGAGGAUCAAGGUUCACGAGCUGCGACAGAAGUCGAAGGCGGAUCUGCUGAUCCAGCUGAAGGAGCUCAAGGCCGAGCUCGCCCUCCUCCGCGUCGCCAAGGUCACGGGAGGCGCGCCGAACAAGCUCUCCAAGAUAAAGGUGGUGAGGCUGUCGAUUGCACAGGUGUUGACUGUGAUCUCGCAGAAGCAGAAGGCUGUAUUGAGGGAGGUCUACAAGAAUAAGAAGUACUUGCCGCUCGAUCUGCGUCCAAAAAAGACCAGAGCCAUCCGAAGAAGGCUUACCAAGCACCAGGCGUCUUUGAAGACGGAACGGGAGAAGAAGAGAGAAAUGUACUUCCCCGUGAGGAAAUAUGCUAUCAAGGCGUAGGCGGCACUUACCAUGCAAUUUUGCAGUUCUAUAUCCUCUCAUAGUGUAAUUUUUGCUUCUGUCCAACUCUUAAUUUCUUCUUGUUUGACCAAUAUCCAGCGAGCGAGUGAUUUUGUUGUCUUUCAAACUGUUACUGCCUCUCCUGAAACUAGAAUACCUGGUAGUGCUAUUCUCUUGCUUUGUUUUGAUGGAA